UGACGGGCUCCAUUCCUUCCAGUUUCCAAAAGUUGACCCAGCUACAAGUUCUGUACGUCGGCAUGAACCAGAUAUCUGGGUCCAUCCCUUCUUAUCUCGGAAACCUGACCACGCUUCAAUCCUUGUCUUUUUACGGCAAUCAGAUCUCAGGAACCAUCCCACAUGAACUGGGAAAUCUAGUGAACUUGACUGAUCUGAUAGUUUCCAGCAACCAGAUCUCGGGUUCGAUCCCGACAUCUUUAUGCAACUUGACUCGCCUAUCAGACCUCGAGGUCUUCGAAAAUCAAUUAUCCGGUCCUUUGCCGCGAGAAAUGGCUAAUCUCACGAGCAUGGUGAACCUUCAAUUAGGUUACAACAAUUUUUCUGGCUUCCUACCUUCAGAUUUAUUCAAAGGAGGACAGCUUCAGUGGCUUUCCAUGAUCAAUACCCAUUUCGAGGGCCCAGUUCCACAAAGCUUGCGAAACUGUACUCAGUUAGUAAGGAUCGAACUUGAGGAAAACCAGUUGACAGGGGAUAUCUCCCAAGUCUUUGGGGUGUAUCCAGAUCUGGACCUCAUAGAUCUAAGUUACAAUAGACUCUACGGCGAGCUCUCGGCAAACUGGGGAGCAUGCCGUAAUCUGACCACCUUACACAUGUCGGGGAACAUGAUCGGCGGGAAGAUACCACCUGAACUUGGUAGAUUGCCUCACCUUGCAUCGCUUGACGUCUCUUCCAAUCAGCUAUUCGGAGAGAUUCCAAGGGAAUUGCUUCGUUUGGCUUUGCUCGAGCUGAAUUUAAGCAACAACCAGCUCUCAGGAGUGAUACCUUUGGAAAUUGGUAAUCUGUACAGUAUGACCGCUCUUGAUCUUUCAAUGAACAGCUUCACCGGCGCGAUACCGAAACAGUUGGGAGGCUGCACCCGGCUGCGCAUCUUGAAGUUGAGCAUGAAUGGCUUGAAUGGAAGCCUGCCACUCGAGGUCGGGAAUCUUGUAAACCUACAAGAAAUGCUUGAUCUCAGUCAUAACUCGCUCACUGGAGUCAUCCCGCAACAAUUUGGCAAGCUCGUGAUGCUAGAAAACCUAAACCUCUCGCGCAAUCAACUGUCGGGCUCCAUUCCAUCAUCUUUCGAAGGCAUGCUCAGCUUGUCGUCGCUCGACUUAUCGUACAAUGAUUUGGUGGGUCCGCUGCCUAAAGAUCGAUUCUUUGAUCAGAAAGCUCGAGCAGAGUGGUUUCAACACAAUAAAGGUUUGUGCGGCGAUUUGCAUGGUUUGCCUCCAUGCCCGUCAUCUAUCAGCCAACAUCAUCAUCCAAGGAAUGCUCGCAAGCUGAUUCUUUCGAUUGUUUUCCCCACUAUUGCCGUGCUUCUGCUUUUGGUUACAUUCGUAGUCUUCCUGUUUCUUAGGAGAGCAAAGCCUAUGAAGGAGGAGGAGAGGGAAGUCCCAGUCAAGAAUCUAUUCUCGAUACUGAAUUUUGAUGGGGAGGCUGUACGCGAACAAUUUGAUGGAAAGGCUAUCUAUGAAGAAAUUAUUGAUGUCACGGAAAACUUUGAUGAGAAAUACUGCAUCGGGACGGGAGGAUAUGGCAGUGUCUACAAGGCACGGCUUCGAACGGGUCAGGUAGUAGCUGUGAAGAAGCUUCAUCCAUCGGAAGAAGUAGGUGAUGAAAGAGGCUUUCAGAAUGAGAUCCAAGCAUUAACCGAGAUUCGCCAUCGUAACAUAGUGAAGUUGUAUGGGUUCUGCUCCCAUGCUCGAUGCAUGUUUCUCAUUUAUGAGUACAUGGAAAGGGGAAAUAUGUCGGCCACCUUAAGCAGCCAAGAGGCAGCCAUGGAGUUGGAUUGGAAUAGGAGAGUAAAUAUCGUUAAAGAUGUGGCACAUGCUUUAUCCUAUAUGCACCAUGAUUGCACUCCUCCAAUUGUACAUAGGGACAUAUCGAGCAAGAACAUUUUGUUAGAUUCCGACUUUAAUGCUUAUAUUUCAGACUUUGGAAUAGCAAGAAUUUUGAAGCCCGAUUCGUCAAAUUGGAGCGCCCAUGCAGGCACACUUGGAUAUAUGGCACCAGAGAUUUCGUAUACAAUGAAGGUCACCGAGAAAUAUGAUGUAUACAGUUUUGGUGUGGUGAUAUUAGAAGUAAUGCAAGGAAGGCAUCCAAGUGACCUUAUGUCCUCGCUAUCAUCGCAUGGCCAGAACAUGCUUCUUAAGGAUGUGUUAGACCAACGCAUCUCACUUCCCACACUUCAAGUUGCAAAUGACGUGAUAUUACUAGCUAAGGUAGCACUUGCAUGCAUACGUCCUAAUCCGGAUGCUCGACCAACAAUGAAACAUGUGUCCCAGUUAUUCACUUCUAACAAAGAUCAGAGUUUGUUAGACUAUUUUCAUACAAUUAAACUACAUCAGUUAAUGAAUUUACAAGUGUAGGUUGAAUUUUGGGUGGUCAAGAGGCCCAAGACACAGGCAGUAUGGGUGUUAAGGUGUGUAGGAUUUAUUAUGUUCACCGUAUGACACUUAAAAAUGUCAAUGUAUCCAUAUAUUGUUACAAUGUUAUAAGUAUCCUAGAAGCAAGAACUCUUUACAUAUGUAAUCUUUUCAUUAUUAUUUUAAAGAAUAUGAAUUAGAUCUUUUGAGUCUGUUUUCCUU
Molecule: messenger RNA, 2612 nt
Organism: Phoenix dactylifera (date palm)
Lineage: Eukaryota; Viridiplantae; Streptophyta; Magnoliopsida; Arecales; Arecaceae
Biological process (GO): protein phosphorylation
Molecular function (GO): protein binding; ATP binding; protein kinase activity
Source: RefSeq, a predicted model, not a curated record